UACAAUUAUUGGGGAGUUAAAUGAAGGUGGGUGCUUAAAAUAUAGGAUCGAUGUGGAUCAACUUAAAAAUGUAACCAUUGAUGUUCUUGCAGGUAAUCUGUAUUAUGAAAAACAAAAUGUUUUAGUUAAUGAAGGAUUAUCAUCAAAUGAUGAAUUGCCAAUUAUUUCUUUAGAACAUUCUGAUAAUGAUGAAAGUAAAGGAACAAUCUAUAACUAUUGA
Molecule: messenger RNA, 220 nt
Organism: Cetraspora pellucida
Lineage: Eukaryota; Fungi; Glomeromycota; Glomeromycetes; Diversisporales; Gigasporaceae
Source: the annotation of a GenBank genome assembly